This is a messenger RNA of Sphenostylis stenocarpa, 312 nucleotides long. NCBI's taxonomy places the organism in Eukaryota, Viridiplantae, Streptophyta, Magnoliopsida, Fabales, Fabaceae. The record is from the annotation of a GenBank genome assembly.
AUGGCUAAAGGAUUAUUAUUGGAAGGAAGGACAAAGCCUCCUGAAAUAAUUUUGGUUGGUAAAGGUAACCUCGAACUGGUUAUAUGGUUUGAGAGUCAUAUGAAAAUGGUUCCUGAAAAAUCACCAAACAAACAUAAUGGUCUCUGCAUAUUUGGAAAGAUGCUGCUUCUCUCUGCGCCCCACUACUGUCACGGCCCUGAUUCAGAUGCAAGAGACGUUAAGGUGUACAAUUCUUUAAUGCUUGUUAAGGACUCUUCUCCUCUUUCAGCCCUACACGACCAACAAAGAUCUACACAUAGUCCAAACAGAUAA